This is a messenger RNA of Rodentolepis nana, 1050 nucleotides long. The record is from the annotation of a GenBank genome assembly. NCBI's taxonomy places the organism in Eukaryota, Metazoa, Platyhelminthes, Cestoda, Cyclophyllidea, Hymenolepididae.
AUGGCUAUUUAUCGUACAGAAAUGUCAGUACCAAUUCGUGUUGAUACCGGAGCAAGUCGUCAUCCUACUGUCGUUCCCAUAAUUACUGACAAGAGCUACAAUACCCUCGGUGGAAAAUCUACAUCGUCCAAUUCUUGGUUUAAUAAAUCCAACGAUGAUUUUUUUGGAAGAUUUGAUGAUCCUCUAAUGAGUACUCGUCACAGUGAUAGUGAGCGAUGGUUUGAGGACAUGCGAAGGCGAUUCGAUGAACGCCGAAGACAAUGGGAUGCUGAGAUGCGUGAAAUGCGAUCCUCAUUUUUUAAUACCCCCUCUUUUUCCUCGAAUAAACCUGAUCCCUUAAGCUCAAUUUCCAGCCGUAGAUAUACCCCUCCUUUGAGUACUUCAGAAGACUGCUCCGUGGUAACAAGUUAUGAACGUGGCGCUGAUGGAAGCCUCCACUUUCUAGCUCAGUUCGAUGUCCAGCCUUUUCAUCAAGAUGAUGUACAUGUCACAAUUCGAGAUAGACAAAUUGUUGUAACUGCUGUGAAAGAGCAGCGAACUGGAACUAGUUCUACAUCUAAACAAAUUACUAAAACUGUGGAUUUACCGAGAGGAGCUAAGGAAGCACUCAUCUCUGCUUCAAUAAGUGCGGAUAAUAUUCUGCUUGUUGAUGUUCCAGUUAGUUCAGCUGGCCACGGAUUAUCUUCUUCUAACACACUCUCUGGAAGCAGUGGAACUGUUAGUCUCGCAACACCGUCUACUACGUCUGGAACAACUGGGCGUGCCAGUCAGCUUUCAUCACCUACUCCCUCCUAUAUAGUCUCCAAGACAAAGCCGAAAUUCCAUGUGGAAAUCCCUGUUGGAAGUGACUACCAACCAGACGAGAUUCAAAUUCGGACGUUAAACAAUCGAGUCUACGUGAGCGCUCGACAUGAGGAAAAGCUCUCAAACAGAAGCACUUUCCGUGAAUUUUCGAAAGAAUACGACAUUCCAGAACUCAUUGACCCGAAAUCCAUCAGUGCGCGAUUGGAAUACGGAAUCUUGCAUUUGGAAGGAACUUCUUUAACUUAG